AUGCCUCACUCUGGUGGCAUCUCUAUCGGCAACAUGCCAAAAUUUCUCUCAAAUAACAUUACUGCUUCCAAUUCAUCUUACUCUUCAAAAAUCCCAAGCGUUAGUACCACCGAGAUACAUUCGCCUAUGCAAACCAUGCCACAGGAAAAGACCAAGCCAUCUUCAUCACAGCGAUGUAUGGACCAAGCCAGGCCUCUCAAGGUCAUCUACAUUGGCGGUGGUAUCUCGGGUAUCUGUGGUGCCGUCGAGUUCCGUAAGCAAGUGCCUGAUGUAGACCUGGUCAUCUACGAGAAAAACCCUGACCUUGGUGGAACGUGGUUUGAGAACAGAUAUCCAGGCUGCGCAUGUGAUGUCCCAGCACACGCUUACCAGUUGACCUACGAGUCCUCACCACGAUGGAGUUCCUUUUUCGCAUCGGCGCCCGAGAUCCUUCAAUAUUGGAAGGAUAUUGCCAGCAAAUACGAUGUCGGAAAGCACAUGCGCUUUCAACAGAAGUGCAUUGGUGCGCGAUGGAAUGAAACGACCAGCAAGUGGUACGUGCAGCUAAAGAACUUGGCCACAGGCGAAGAUUACCAAGACUCUGCCGACGUUCUUGUGACUGGAGAAGGUGUCCUCAAUGAGUGGAAGUGGCCCGAUAUCAGUGGUAUUGAGAACUUCAAAGGCCAUCUUCUGCAUAGUGCCAACUGGGAUCCUCAGGUUGACUUGAAGAACAAGUCUGUCGCCGUCAUUGGAUCUGGCAGCAGCGGUCUUCAAAUCGUGCCUGCGUUAUUGCCCGAUGUCAAGUACAUGGACCACUACGUCCGAGGCCGCUCUUGGAUCGUCGGCCUUUUCGGUGAUCCAGAAACACGACAGAGAAUCCAACAAGCAGGCGGCAACUUCAACUACACGGCCGACGAGAUGAAGAAGUGGGAGACAGACCGCGAAGCAUACCUGGAAUACAGACGGGCCAUCGAGUACAAUAUCAACAAAAACUUUGGAGUUCUCUUCCGUGGAUCCAAGGAACAGACCAACCUUCGAGAAAUUGCCCAAGAGUCGAUGAUGCAGAGACUGAAGGGCAAGCCGGAAAUCUACGAUCAUUUGUUGCCCGAGUUUUCACCUUAUUGCAAGCGUAUGUCGCCUGGACCAGGAUACUUGGAGGCUUUGUCAUCUCCCAAGGUCAACACCAUCACCUGCGGUAUCUCCAAGAUUGAUGAGACUGGUGUUUUCACUACUGAUGGAGAAUAUCACCCUGUUGACGCUAUCGUUUGCGCAACUGGCUUCCAGACCUCACCUGCCAACAGAAGUUUCCCCAUUUACGGAGUCGACGGUGUGAAUCUACGAGAACGCUUUCAAAAGCGCCCAGAGACAUACCUGAGUGUCUGCACAGAUGGAUUUCCCAACUUCUUCCAAUCCAUGGGCCCCAAUUCUAUGCCCGGAGCCGGCAGUCUUCUCCUCGUCAUCGAGAAGACGAACCUCUACAUCAGCAAGAUCCUCGCACGAAUGGCCUACGACAACAUCUCUCGCAUCGAGCCCAAGCGAAGCAUGGUCCAGGCCUUCACCAACUACUGCGACGAGUUCUUCAAACAAACCGUGUUUGCAGAAGAGUGCAAUUCCUGGUACAAGACGUACGAGCAGGGCGCGUCUCGUGAGGAGCAGAAGAGAGGUCGCAUAACAGCUUUGUGGCCUGGAAGUAGUUUGCACUGUGUUCGGACAAUGAGUAAUCCUCGUUGGGAGGAUUUUGAGUACAACUAUUGCGAUGAUGAUGAGUUUGGUUGGUUUGGGAAUGGGUGGACGUUGGCAGAGAAGUACGUGACGGAGGAUUUGGAGUCGUUGACUUGGUAUCUUAAUGAUACCAAGAUUAUGAACAAGAUUAAGAAAGAGGACAUAUGA
Fusarium venenatum is the source of this 1869-nucleotide messenger RNA. RefSeq lists its product as uncharacterized. The record is from RefSeq and is a predicted model, not a curated record. Lineage: Eukaryota; Fungi; Ascomycota; Sordariomycetes; Hypocreales; Nectriaceae.